Molecule: messenger RNA, 2021 nt
Organism: Aplysia californica (California sea hare)
Lineage: Eukaryota; Metazoa; Mollusca; Gastropoda; Aplysiida; Aplysiidae
Product: transmembrane emp24 domain-containing protein 10
Biological process (GO): Golgi organization; endoplasmic reticulum to Golgi vesicle-mediated transport; intracellular protein transport
Cellular component (GO): endoplasmic reticulum; endoplasmic reticulum-Golgi intermediate compartment; COPII-coated ER to Golgi transport vesicle
Source: RefSeq, a predicted model, not a curated record
AAAUUCACGGGAAUUUCCGGAGGUCCCCGAUUGCCACGUUACCACAAGGGCAGCAACUCCGUAGCCUCGGCAGGAAGGAAGACACAUUCGUUGCUCUCGAAAACACGUAUUCUUUUGCUGAAUGGUGACGGACUCCUGACACCACGAAGGAGAACAGUUCAUUUGUUAGGGGCUGUUACGAACUGCCGUGAUGGAUUUCAUGCAUUAUGUGUUUGUGUUGUUUAUGGCCACAGUAUUGUGUGCAGAUGCGAUAAGGUUUCAUCUUUCAUCAAACCAAAGAAAGUGCCUGAAAGAAGAAAUUCAUAAAAAUGUGCUCGUAACCGGCGAAUACGAUGUUCAAGAAAAUGGACAGCGAGCAGAUUUGAGCGUGACAGAUUCAAGAGGCCACAUCUUGUAUUCAAAGGAGGAUGCCACCAAGGGACGUUUUGCAUUCACUACCGAGGAGUAUGAUAUGUUUGAGGUUUGCUUCACCUCGAAACCUGUCAGUGGUGCUGUAGCCCCUGACCGAGAAGUGUAUCUGGAUGUCAAGCGUGGCAUUGAGGCAAAGAACUACGACGAUAUUGCCAAGGCAGAGAAGUUGAAACCUCUGGAGGUUGAACUAAGGAGGCUUGAGGACUUGUCCAAGUCUAUUGUGGAUGAUUUUGCUUACAUGAGAUCAAGGGAAGAACAAAUGAGGGACACCAAUGAGUCCACACAUUCACGGGUGAUGUACUUCAGUCUGUUCUCCAUGCUGUGUCUUCUGGGCCUUGCUACCUGGCAGGUGCUCUACCUCCGAAGAUACUUCAAGGCCAAGAAACUGAUUGAGUGAUUUAGUUGCCGAGUGUGAAUGUGUUUGGUUCCUGUGAAAGUUACAGAUGGCGUGACUGUGACAGUAACUACGUGACGUUGUUUGUGUAGUGCUGAGUGAGUGUGUGGUGAAGCUUGCAGGGUUUUUACAUAGCUCUUUGAAGAAUGAUUUGUUUUGUGCUUUUCCUUAGUUUGCACUUUUUUAUGUUGAAAGUGGAGGGUGGUUUGGUUUCCCAGUGGUCUAAAUUUUUUUUUUUUUUUUUUCCUUCACAGCAUUAUGACUUAUUUCCUGACAAAAUUUAGUCAUGGCUAAUGGAAAAGUUGAUGAAAGCAUAGUCAUCUGUUGGGGUUACGUUAAGUUAACAUGUAUGGGUGUUGGAUGUUAAGUUUCAUGUUCCAAAGUUUUGUUUUAUAGAUGUAGAUGUAUAUGAUGCUCCAUUUUAACUUAAAAUGUUGGUUGGUACGUAUUGACUGUGGAUGCAAGGCGUGUUGUAAGUUCCUCUUUGUAGAAUUUUAUCUACUAUUGUCUUGCACCUGGAAGUUUGUAUAAUCAAGUUAAAUUGCUGCAGAGGGUGUAGUUUUUUCUUGAAUUUGCAAGUGAUGCAUUUUAUUGUAAAAUCUCUGAAAGUCUUUAUCCUGAAAUUGCUGUUUUGCAUGACCUACUAGAAUUAUAUUUUUACACUCAGAGCAUUGUCUGUUUCACCAUGAUAUGCAAGUGCGAUAUCAUCAGUUUUUUCCUCCCCUUUUUCUUGUUAAGGUCUCUGAAUGACUAUUCUGUUGGGACAGUUUAAAAUAUUGAUGUAUAAUCUGUCGCAGUGAUUUGUGCUGUCUUCUUAGAUGAGUGCAGUCAGGGUACCUUGCAAAGGCUGUUGGAAAGAAGUCUUCACAGUUUGUCAUCACUUAGCGUGACACAACUGAAUUUUAGAAUUAAAGUCUAUAAUUUGUCACCAAGUAAGAGGGUGGAAGUGUGAAUUUUAGAAUACUGGCAUAUUGAGAAGUGAAAAAUAUAACUCAUUUAGUAAAGACUACCAACAUAUUAAAUGCCCCUGGCCUUAUUGACGAGUUCUAUUUUCCAUCUUCUGGAGAACUCCUUAACAGCUGCCAUUUUAUUCAAUGAUUAUUAUGAUAUAAUUGAACUUUCCUUGUGUGGUUUUUUUUUUUUUUUUUGUUGGUUUUGCUGCUUUGUUUUUGUUUUCUUUUGAUCAUCAUUGAAAUAAAAAUAAUCUCAUUAGGAC